UAUUUUUACAGUUUACACGGAUGUGGUCAACUAACUACCUUGAGGGGGUGAAUCUGGUAUCACUGAUAGUGUUUAAAAUUGUGUCAAUAAACAUACAGAUACGCUAUUAUAUUUGAAGUACAAGAAACAUCGAAGUAAAGCAAUGAAUGCUUCAUAAAUUUUAGAUUAUUUGCCUUAAAUCGGUUUUAAAUGAUUUUCGAAUGUUUCAUGUAAUUGGAUGAUUUAAACUGGAUUUUUACCGGUCAAUAUGUUAUUAAAUGAAAUACAAUAGAUGUGGGAAACAAAUGUAUUUGGAAAAAUUACAGUGUUUUUAGUUUUCAUUCAAUGUUAGAACUUACAGUGGCUAAACGCGUCUACUUUCUGUGCUCGUAACAAAUGAUACAAAAUUAUACAAUGUUGACACGGUCUUCGGAAGUAUAGCAGAAACUUUUGUGUGCUCGCAAUAAACUAUACACAUUGAAUCAUAUAAACUAGCAAUAAAUGAAACAGUGAUUUCGUUAACCUAGUGUGAAGUGACUUUCAAAGAGAUUUUGGAUAAAUACCGAGGGGGUCACGUGUGUGAGAAAUGGUUGGAGUGAAGUUUACACAUGUGGUGGUUUUCCUGACGACAGCCACCCUACUUUUACAGAUGAUGUUGCUUUAUUCAAACCAGUGCUAUUUCUCUAGAGUUGCUGAUAUGCACGAAAAAGGAAUUGUGGUCCAACAAAUCAGUAUCUCUGAUAAUAAUAUUUCAGACUUUAUAAUACCGCAGAAAAUAAAUGAUGAACAAAGCAGGCUGUCUGCACCAGCUGUACCAGUUAAAAGACGUCGUCUCACUAUAGGAAUUCCAACUGUAAAGCGACGGGACGGCAAUUAUUUUUACGAAAUGUUUAACAGUAUGUUGAAUAAAACCUCUGAAGACGAAAUGAAAGAUAUAGUUUUCGUAGUAUUUCUUGCUGAUAUGAACAACACUGAGUGGAAAUCCGAAACUGAGGCUAACCUACGACAGAGUUAUGAAAAAUACAUAACAUCCGGGUCACUUCAUGUCAUCCAGGCGCCAUUAGAGUUUUACAACGGAAUGAAGCAAUACGGGAACGAUUCCUACAUGAAUUGGAGAACUAAACAAAACUAUGAUUACGCCUUCCUAAUGCGGUAUUGUCAAAACUUAUCCGAAUAUUAUAUGCAAAUGGAGGACGAUGUGAGAGCCUCAGACGGUUAUUUUACCGCCAUUCUAAAUUUUAUCCGACUUCAAGACAAUGAUAAUUGGAUUUGUUUAGAAUUUUCAGAACUUGGAUUUAUUGGUAAACUUUACCAUUCUAAACAUAUAGGAAAAUUAUCCGAUAUGUUAUUACUGUUUAGUCAAACACAACCUGUGGAUUAUACUUACAUUUAUUUUAACAUGCUUAUGGGAAAUGGAGCUAAAAGAAUACGAAAACCUACUCUUUUCCAACACAUGGGAUUUCAUUCUAGUCUCGUCGAUAAAAUUCAACCUUUAGUGGACAAAUAUUUUGAUUUUCCGGAAAAGGAAUUAAACGGAGAUAAUCCGACAGCAAAAUUGUUUACCACUCUCAUUGUAAAUGAUGAAUUCCCACCAAGUUUAGCGUAUUCAAGUGAACCAGGCCACUUCUGGAGCAACGGAUCACCAAAAGAAAACGAUACUUUUUCAUUAUUUUUUGAGUCGGCUCAAAUGAUCGACAAAAUAGUGAUAGUAUCCGGUUCAAACAGCCAUCCGAAAGAUAUUAUACAUAAUGGUAUUCUGGAAGCUGGUGUUAGCACAUCAAAUAAUGGUGACAAACUGGAUUGUGAGGGCUUAAUCACACUCGGACAGUUUCAAAAUGGAACACUUAGCAUUGAUAGUCAAACUAUACGAUCUAAGUUAGGUUUGGUAACAAUACGUUGUCUACAAAUAAGGUUCACCUCGGCCCAAUUAGAAUGGGUUGUGAUAAAGGAAAUAGCAAUAUUUUCCUCCCAUUCAUGAUUAUUCUUAAACUGGGAUAAUAUGACGUCAGCCAUUACACUAACGUUGUGAUGAUAUGGCGUCAGUUAUAACACUUACGCUGUGAUAAUAUGGCGUCCGUUUUUCACUUAAGCUGUGAUAAUAUGACUCAGUUAUUACACUUACACUGUGAUAAUAUGGCGUCAGUUAUAACAGUACACUUAUGUUAUGAUAUUAUGACGUCAGUUAUUACACUUAAACGUCGGUUAUUACACUUACGCUGUGAUGAUAUGGCGUCAGCUAUUACAAUGACGUUAAUAGUUACAGAUGUGUUCAUGAACAUCGAAUUUUUAUACAUAUCAGUGUACAUAUAUAUUUACUUUUCUCAAUUUCCAACACUAAAUGAUCUUGUAAUCCUUCAUUAAUCAUAGAAAUAGUUCCCGAUUUUUACAAUAUUUACCUCCCUUGCCAAAAGUGGCAGACAUUUUGGGGGUCAAUUUAUAAUUAAAAAUCAAUUAAACAGAUGCUUUAGGUGAAUUGUCAAAAUAUUUUAUACAGAUGCAGCAAAGUAUUAUUUCAGCAUCCAAAUGUGAACGAUUUUUAUCAUUUUUUAUGAAGAUGUUAGAAUAAUGAGAAUUUUUAGCAAAUGACCCCAAAAUGGCUGUCAUGGGAGGUAAUAACUCGUAAUUGUUUUUCUGUUUUGUGCAAUGUUGUUACCAUGGUUAUGUUAAGUACCAGUUGACCUGUUUCCAAGGUUACAUACAUUGUAAUUCACAAAUUUUAAAACUGGUGAUGAUACCAUAAUAUAUUUGUAUAGCUUUUGCCUUUACCGUCUCGGUGCAAUGCCUAUUUUACAUGUGUUAUUUUCGUUAUUUAAGACGUUAUGUUUUAAGAUUCCAUAUAUCAGGAUAUUUUAAGUUUUAAAUUUAUUGCAAAAUUUAUUGCCAUACGUUCUACAUAGAUGAUAGAUUUUAAGAGUUUUAUCCCUAUAUCCAUAAAAUGGAUUUAUUUUUAAGUUGUAUUUUAUAUGUAUUUAUCUGAAAUUACAAAAUAAAGUU
Molecule: messenger RNA, 2973 nt
Organism: Ruditapes philippinarum (Manila clam)
Lineage: Eukaryota; Metazoa; Mollusca; Bivalvia; Venerida; Veneridae
Product: alpha-1,3-mannosyl-glycoprotein 4-beta-N-acetylglucosaminyltransferase C-like
Exons: 5
Coding region: 566-1957 (463 amino acids)
Biological process (GO): protein N-linked glycosylation
Molecular function (GO): acetylglucosaminyltransferase activity
Source: RefSeq, a predicted model, not a curated record